Molecule: messenger RNA, 1778 nt
Organism: Myiozetetes cayanensis
Lineage: Eukaryota; Metazoa; Chordata; Aves; Passeriformes; Tyrannidae
Gene: ZNF395
Product: zinc finger protein 395
Exons: 10
Coding region: 201-1559 (452 amino acids)
Biological process (GO): regulation of transcription by RNA polymerase II
Cellular component (GO): nucleus
Molecular function (GO): DNA-binding transcription factor activity; RNA polymerase II cis-regulatory region sequence-specific DNA binding
Source: RefSeq, a predicted model, not a curated record
AUAAUACUAUUAAAAAAAAACCAACCCACCAGACCCCGCGCGCGCGGGAGCGGCGGUUCCCGCCCGGCCGCGGCUCCUCCCCGCCCCGCCCGGCCCGGCCCGGCCUGAGGGAGAAACCGGCAACGGGGAACCGAGCGGGGACGGGCCGCUCAAAAACAACCAGCGCCGGCGGAGCAGGGCGGGAGCCGAGCCGGAGUGCCAUGGCCACCGUGCUGUCCCGGCGCCUGGGGAAGCGCUCCCUGCUCGGCACCCGCGUUCCCGCCGACGGAAUUCCGGCGGUAGCCGCCCAAAUCCCGGGAUUGCAGCCCGAGCUGGCCCCUGGAGGCCACGAGGACGGAUCCUGCGCGCUCCCCUUGGAGGAGAACAGCCAAGCUCCCGGAUUCCCCGGGCAGCAGGUGCUCCUCACUUCCAGCGGGCAGGAAUGUGAGCAGGGGAAGGAGCAGGGCUUGCAGAGCUGCUGGAGGGUGCAGGACACGCUCCAGCCUCCUGCUGACACCCUGCCCAGAUCCAUAUCCAGCAGCAUCGACGUUCCCAAGAGGAAAGCUGAUGCUGCCGUGGAGAUGGAUGAGAUGGUGGCUGCCAUGGUGCUGACCAGCCUGUCCUGUUCCCCCGUGGUGCAGAGCCCUCCCUCCGGAGAGAGCGCAUCGCGGGACCCCUGGAAGGAGAGCGGGGACGUGUCGGACAGCGGCAGCAGCACCACCAGCAGCGGCCACUGGAGCGGGGCCAGCGACAUCUCCGCCCCUUCGCCACCUCACCCCGCCUCCUCCGGCAGCCCCAAAUACUCCGGGGAGCCCCGGGGCGAUGACGGCUUCGAGACAGACCCCGAGCCCUCCGUGCCGGAGGAACCCGCCCCGCGCAAGAGGAAGAACUCGGUGAAGGUGAUGUACAAGUGCCUGUGGCCCAGCUGUGGGAAGCUCCUGCGCUCCAUCGUCGGCAUCAAGCGGCACGUGCGGACCCAGCACCUCGGGGACGGCGCCGAGUGGGAGCAGCAGCGGAAGCGGGAGGAGGAUUUUUAUUACACCGAGGUGCAGGUGAAGGAAGAAGCGAGCCCUGAGGUGACCACCAGCACCACCAGUACCACCAGUACCACCAGUACCACCAGUACCACGGCCACCUCGGCUCCCAUCGUCAUCCGGCAGGCGCUGGAGCCGCUCCCGCUGGAGCCGAUCCCGCUGGAACCCGGCCUGGCCGGUGGUGCCCUCAGCCAGUCGGCCCCCGGCUCCUUCUGGCACAUCCAGGCCGACCACGCCUACCAGGCCUUGCCCUCCAUCCAAAUCCCGGUGUCCCCCCACAUCUUCACCAGCAUCAGCUGGGCCGCCGCCACCUCCACGCUGCCGUCCCUGUCACCGGUGCGGAGUCGCUCGCUGAGCUUCAGCGAACCCCAAACGCCGCUGCUCAAAUCCCACCUGAUCGUCGCCUCCCCACCCAGGGUGUCCCUGGGCACCAGGAAAAUCCGGGGCGAAGCCAAGAAGUGCCGCAAGGUUUACGGCAUCGAGCACCGGGACCAGUGGUGCACGGCCUGCCGCUGGAAAAAGGCCUGCCAGCGCUUCCUGGACUGACCCCUGCCAUCCCAUUCCCGAAUUCCCACACUGCUGCAACCAGGGAAACCUUGGAAGUACCUCCGGGAGCCUCCGGAGUCGCCUCCGGAGCUGCGCGAAAAUUCCUCCUCUUCCUCCUCCUCCUUCUCCGUCUGGGUUUGCUCUUUUUUUAACGGAAAAAAAAACCCUUUCCCACUUUUUUUUGGUUUCUAAAACAUGGAAAAUCCUUCCCUCUUUCGC